This is a messenger RNA of Gaeumannomyces tritici R3-111a-1, 3159 nucleotides long. RefSeq names its product DNA replication licensing factor mcm2. Gene Ontology annotation, molecular function: single-stranded DNA helicase activity; 3'-5' DNA helicase activity; single-stranded DNA binding. Gene Ontology annotation, cellular component: nucleus; MCM complex. Gene Ontology annotation, biological process: mitotic DNA replication initiation; DNA replication; double-strand break repair via break-induced replication. The record is from RefSeq and is a predicted model, not a curated record. The transcript is spliced from 3 exons. Lineage: Eukaryota; Fungi; Ascomycota; Sordariomycetes; Magnaporthales; Magnaporthaceae. Bases 173 to 2806 code for a protein of 877 amino acids.
CAAUCCUCCCUGCAGGCGGCCCCUCUUUCAGCUCUUUCUUUGCAUUCGCAUUCCCCCAGCAACCCGAUUCACGUUGCAGCGACAGCGAUACUAGCAGGCGUAAUUCACGAUUUACGAUUCGCAGGCGUCGCACAACGACAAACCCUGAGAUUAGGCUGGGUCACUAUCCAAUAUGAGUUCUCCGCUGAGAAGCAAUUCGAACUCUGCGAACCGCGGCCUGUCCGCCGCGGCAGGCGGGAGCCGGAAGCGAGCCAGAUCCGGCGCUGGCGAUGAUGGUAACACUCCGAGCGCCGCGGCCUCGAGCCCGCCGAUCCCCUCCUCUCCCCCCGCCUUUAACAUGGCGCACGGGGCAGAUGACAAUGACGACAUCGAGGAGGAUGAGGUCCAGGACGACAUUGAAGACCUCGACGAGAUGGCCGAGGAUGAUGUGGAUCUCUUUGGUGAGGGCUUCGAGGGAGACUACAAGGACAGGGAGAACGACGAAUAUGAGCGUAUCGAUAUCGACGACGAGGCCGACUACGACGCCAUGAGUCUUGGCGAGAGGAGGCGCCUCGAGGCUCAGCUCAACCGCAGGGAUCGUGAGGUGGCCCGCCGCCAACGCAUCCCCGCUGCCUUUCUUCCUGGAGAAGACGAGGAUGGCGAUAUCGACCUUACGGCCCAGCCGCGCCGGCGUCGUCACCGAUAUGAUGAGGAUCUGGACGAGGACAUGGAUGCCGACAUCAUGGAUGAGGAGCUCUCGCUUGAGGCUCUGCAGGACGUCAAGGCGUCCAGUUUGACCGAGUGGGUUUCGCAGCUGUCUGUCCAGCGCACCAUCAAGCGCGAGUUCAAGGCCUUCCUCACCGAGUACACGGACGAGCACGGUUCUUCGGUCUACGGAAGCCGCAUCCGCACUCUCGGUGAGAUCAAUGCCGAAUCGCUCGAGGUUUCGUACGACCAUCUGUCGGCGUCCAAGGCUAUCCUGGCCUAUUUCCUGGCCAACGCCCCGACUGAGAUGCUCAAGCUAUUCGACGAGGUGGCCAUGGACGUCGUGCUCCUGCACUACCCCGACUACGAGCGCAUCCACUCGGAGAUCCACGUUCGCAUCUUCGAUCUUCCUGUGCACUACACCCUCCGCCAGCUUCGCCAGUCGCACCUGAACUGCCUGGUCCGCGUCAGUGGCGUCGUCACCCGGCGUACUGGCGUCUUCCCCCAGCUCAAGUAUGUCAAGGUUGACUGCACCAAGUGCGGCGUCACCCUUGGCCCGUUCCAGCAGGAGUCCAACGUCGAGGUCAAGGUCACGUACUGCCAAAACUGCCAGUCUCGCGGCCCGUUCACACUCAACUCGGAGAAGACGGUGUACCGUAAUUACCAGAAGCUUACUCUGCAAGAGUCCCCCGGCACUGUUCCCGCCGGCCGUCUCCCACGGCACAGGGAUAUCGUGCUCCUGUGGGACUUGAUAGACAAGGCCAAGCCCGGCGAGGAGAUCGAGGUGACGGGUGUGUACAGGAACAACUACGACGCGCAGCUGAACAACCGAAACGGCUUUCCCGUUUUCGCUACCAUCCUGGAGGCCAACAACAUCGUCAAGGCUCAUGAUCAGUUGGCCGGUUUCCGCAUGACCGAGGAGGACGAACAGCAAAUUCGCAAGCUGUCCAAGGACCCGCAGAUUGUGGACAAGCUCAUCAACUCCAUCGCCCCCAGCAUUUACGGGCACACCGACAUCAAGACCGCCGUCGCCCUGUCGUUGUUUGGUGGUGUGGCCAAGACGGCCAAGGGCAAGCACCAUGUGCGUGGUGAUAUCAACGUGCUAGUCUUGGGAGAUCCGGGAACGGCCAAGUCUCAGGUUCUAAAGUACGCCGAGAAGACGGCGCACCGGGCUGUCUUUGCUACGGGCCAGGGCGCCAGUGCAGUCGGUCUCACGGCGAGUGUACGACGGGAUCCUCUGACGAGCGAAUGGACACUGGAAGGCGGUGCUCUGGUGCUUGCCGACAAGGGCACCUGCUUAAUCGACGAGUUCGACAAGAUGAACGACCAAGAUCGGACGUCAAUCCAUGAGGCCAUGGAGCAGCAGACCAUUUCCAUUUCCAAGGCCGGUAUCGUGACGACGCUGCAAGCCAGGUGUGGCAUUAUAGCAGCGGCGAACCCGAUCGGAGGACGCUACAACUCGACCAUCCCGUUCUCGGCCAACGUGGAACUGACGGAGCCCAUUUUGUCGCGUUUCGACAUACUCUGCGUUGUGCGUGACACGGUCGACCCGGCCGAGGACGAGCGACUGGCGCGCUUCAUUGUUGGCUCGCACAGCCGCAGCCACCCGUCAUCUUCGGGCGAGACUCAGGGCGGGGACGGCUCGAUGGAGGUCGAGCACGACUCGGAGCAGACCGAGACACAGGCGUCGGAUGGCCGGGACAAGGAGGGCGAGAUUCCCCAGGACCUCCUGCGCAAGUACAUCAAGUAUGCUCGCGAGAGGUGCUCGCCGAAGCUGUACCACAUGGAUGAGGACAAGGUCGCAAGGCUCUUCUCCGACAUGCGUCGGGAGUCGAAGGCGACUGGCGCCUACCCAAUUACUGUGCGUCACUUGGAAGCUAUCAUCCGGAUUAGCGAGGCCUUUUGCCGUAUGCGGCUGUCAGAGUACUGCUCAGCGCAGGACAUUGACAGGGCCAUCGCCGUCACGGUCGAGUCGUUUGUGGGCAGCCAAAAGGUCAGCUGCAAGAAGGCACUGGCCCGGGCCUUUGCCAAGUACACGCUGGCGCGUCCCGGAGCCGGGGCCGGUCGCCGAGUUGGGGCUGGUCGUGGCAAGGGAAGGGCCACUGCGACGGCCAGCGCGUAAAGGGGAGGAUGAGUCUAUCUUUUGUCCCGUGGUUCUACCUUGGUCUCGGCCAAUAUAUCCGGCACGACUUUGUGUUUUCAGUCACUUUCUAUUUGCUUUCUUGUGUUGUAAAUGCCGUGUUUGGGUUGAUGAGGGAGGGUUCAGCGGAUGUGAUGUGGGAUUUUGGGCUGGGGCUGGGGCUGGGACUGGGCUCUUGAAGUUUGGUAAUUGUUGAUGACGUGGAACAAGCUGCAAGGAACGAACGGAUGAAUAGAUCUGGAGGUCAUAUUGUUCGGAUCAAUGCACCAAGGGCGGCGGGCUUUCUCGCUUUGCACAUUGACAGUCCUGAUUUAACGCUUGCUCUCGAGAACCAG